Messenger RNA from Culicoides brevitarsis, 2046 nucleotides. RefSeq names its product fasciculation and elongation protein zeta-2 (gene Unc-76). Lineage: Eukaryota; Metazoa; Arthropoda; Insecta; Diptera; Ceratopogonidae. The transcript is spliced from 5 exons. Gene Ontology annotation, cellular component: axon; cytoplasm. The record is from RefSeq and is a predicted model, not a curated record. The coding region runs from base 188 to 1444 and encodes 418 amino acids.
UCGUCGUGAACGGACGCAAAUAAACAAUCGUAACGCGAUAUCGGGUGAAAAAUCGUCAAAAUUAGACUUUUUUGAGUCGACUUUCAAAUUGAAGUGCAUUUUGUGUCGCUCGCAAGGAAAAAAAUUGCAUUUCAAGCAAAAAUCACGUGAAAAAAAAGCGAAAAAGAGCGAAAAUUUUUACAGAGUAAUGCGAGACUUGGCCAAUAAAAUGGCUGAACUCUCAUUCGAGGCACCGUUAGCUCGUUUCGAGGAGACUGAUGAGUGGGGCGACACAAUCAGCUAUCAGUCUUCCAACUCUACUGCCGCGCAACAAUCAUCCCCAAAUGCGAAUCUGAAAGCCGCCAUUUCCGAUGCGCUGACUUUGCAACUGAAACAGGAGCAAGAUAACAGCAACAAUGUCAUCCUGAGUCUCGAGGAUGCCCUUUCCACGGGUUUUAAUGACAAUGAUUUCGGCGGCAUGACGAACGAUUCGCCGAAUUGCAACUCGAACGCGGCGCUGAAGAAUCAACUGAAAGACAAUGUCGACAAUUUUACCGAAGGAUUUACGGGCAGUUUGGAGGAUCUCGUGAACACUUUUGACGAAAAAUUGACCAAAUGUUUCGGAAAUUACGAACAAAGUGUCGAGGAAUUGGCUCCCGUUCAAGUACGAACGCAAGAGGAAGUCAUGAACGAUUGCCAAAUGUGGUGGACCAUCACGGGCAAUUUCGGGAACAUUUUACCAAUUGAUUGGAGCAAAUCGUAUGCACGACAAAUGCACGUCCCGACGUUAAAUCUCGGCGAACGCCCGAACGACAAGUCGCCGGAAGACGAUAUUCAGGAUUUGAGUUCGGAGGAUGAAGCUGUCGCCAACGACUUGGAUAUGCAUGCGUUGAUUUUGAACGGAUUGAGCACCGAUAACGAGCCAUUUAAGACAGCGGAGGAAGUUAUGAAGGAAAUUGAGGAUAUUAUUGAUGAAACUACGGCCUCCGAAGGGGACGUUUUGGAAAAUGAGGCAGUUGAAAAGGCGAAAGAGGUUCUUGGAUCGCCUUUGUAUGAAGAUAAACUGAGUCAAAUGACAAUUACUCAACUGAACGAACUUUUCAUGGAGAUGGAAGUUCUUAUUCGUGAACUCUCGGAAACGCUGAUCUCAGAAUUGACCCUUAAAGAUGAACUUGAGUACGAAAAAGAGCUGAAAAAUUCGUUUAUUUCACUUUUAUUGGCUGUUCAAAACCGGAGGCGACAAUAUCACGUCGAAAAGAAGAAGCACAAGGCACAGAAUAAGGCACCAACUGGUCUUGAACCAAAAUAUUUAACAACUGUCAUUCCAUACCACUUGGAUAACGGACCUCCGGAUAAUCAGGCGUUACAAGUGCUCAUCAAAAUAUUGAAGGCUAUAAACGAGGAUAGCCCAACUGUUCCAACUCUCUUAACGGAUUACAUUUUGAAAGUGUUAUGCCCAACGUAGGUAUCUUAUAACCUCCUUCAAAAAAAAUAUUUUUCUUUGCCUGCCUGACACUUUAGCUCUUACUCUCUGUAUGUGUAUCCAGCACUGUAAAUGUUAAAGAUAAAAAAAAAACAAAAAAAUAUAAAAAUGUUGUAUAUUUAAAAAGAGUUUAGAACACAUAACGAUGCAAAAAGCAUUCAAAACGUCUUGUAAAAAAAAUAUUUAUUAUUAUUUUUAUAAUUUUAAGUAAAACUGUAUGAAUGAAAAUUGUUAUUAAUUAUUAUUUUUGUGAACAGUGAUUAUAAUUAGCGAAUAUUUAUAUAGAAAAAAACUGGAAAUAAGUGAAAACUUCAAGAGCCUUUAAAAAAUAUUUAUUUUUAUACUCAAAAAAUUUCAUGUAGAUCCCAAAAUAGAGCAGAAUUUUUCACUUUGUGCCAACUGCCAUCAUCAUUAUUUCGCUCAAAUCAUUUUUUGUUGCAAUUUAUUAUAUCAAAAUCGAUAUUUUGUGAUUUAUUUUAAAUAAAAAAAAAUUAAAAAGCUUUUUUAAGACGCUUAUUAAGUUUAAUUAUUAUUAUAAUUUUACAUUAAAUGUGUAAGCACCCUAUAUGUCGUAAGAAAAUGCA